Thyridium curvatum is the source of this 801-nucleotide messenger RNA. RefSeq lists its product as uncharacterized. The transcript has 3 exons. The record is from RefSeq and is a predicted model, not a curated record. The coding region runs from base 1 to 801 and encodes 266 amino acids. NCBI's taxonomy places the organism in Eukaryota, Fungi, Ascomycota, Sordariomycetes, Thyridiales, Thyridiaceae.
AUGGCAAGAGUACCUUCCGACCCCGAGAUUAUAGUCUUUAGAGGCUGGCUUGACCGCGGGAAGCACGUCUGGUCCCCUUUCGUCACCAAGCUGGAGCUACGCCUGCGUUUGGCCGGUGUGCCCUACGCUGCCGAAGCCGGCAGCCUCAGCGAUGCGCCGAAGGGAAAGCUCCCGUAUAUGUCGUACAAGGCCGGCGAGACUUCCUUCAAGAUGGGCGACUCGGCGCUCAUCUCCCGUCGCCUGACGGAGGAGGGCGUCAUACCGGAUCUCAACGCUCGCCUCUCGGGUGCGGAAAGGGCCCAGGACCUAGCCCUGCGCACACUUCUCGAGGACAAACUCUACUUCAUCCACAACUACGAACUAUGGGAGCAGAACUACUACGUAAUGCGAGACCACAUCCUCGCGUCUCUGCCUUGGCCCAUGCGGGUGGGCGUAGGCAUCAUGAUCUACCGAGACACGAUGGCCCGCCUUCGCGGCCAGGGCGUCGGGCGCCACUCGGCAGAGGAGAUUUCGCUAUUCCGCGACGAGAUCUGGCAGGGAGUCGCCGACACGUUGAUCGAGGCCAAAGCCGAGAGCCCUGUUUCUGGCAACGAAUGCUUCUGGGUGUUCGGCGGCGAUGCCCCAACAGAGGCCGACACGACACUGUUCGGCUUCAUCGUCGCUGUUACCAUGUGUGCCAUGAUCGAUAUGUGGUCAAGGCCCGCCUCGCAAGAAACUAUCCAGAGGUUCCCGAUCAUUCUUGACUACGCUGGCAGAAUACAGGACAAGUACUUUGCGGAUUAUGAAAAAUGGGUUAUAUAA